AUGGAAAAUACUAACAGCGACCACUAUAAUGAAAAGGAAGAUGAAUUAAGUGAAUGUGAAAAUCAUUCGGCUGGUAACGAUUGUGCUGUGCGAGAAGCAAGUCAUGUGAUAGUAUUGAUAUCGGACAGUUCGAAAACUGGCAAAUAUACUCUAACAUCGUGGUAUUUGAAGCAUGUUAACAGCACAGUUGCAAUCGAAACAACAAACAAAGACGUGAAUGAAAUAAAGGUUGUAAAAAUCAGUGCCCGAGAUGGCAAUGAAGUGCAUGAUAAUGAGCAGCUGCUGGUAACAAGUAAUACACUGAUAUCAUAUGUUGUCAAAAGUUAUCGUUUUGUUUUUGUCAUUGAUAUCAGUCCUUCUACUUUUAUUGUGGAUGGGACAGCGAGUUGUGUGCCACAUUCAAAAAUUAUCACUCGACUACGACAAUGCCUAGAAGGACUUCUUGUGGAAGGAAAUUUUCUGCCAGCGAACAAAUUCUCGCCCGAAAUAUUUAUUACAAUUUGUUUCUACAGUUCAUUUAUUGCUUUUGAUGAAGACAGAGUUAUUCUACAAGGUUGUUUACUUACAAAGAAUAACAUCGGUUCUAUUCUGCAUUAUGUUCAAGAACGGUUUUCAUUGUUCUCUAAUAGACUGUGUUGGACGAUGCAGCCUCAUUUGAGGAGAUGGAAUCAAGAACGAAAGAAGUUGCGGCAGAGAGCUGGAGAUCUUCUACCGGAAAAUUUUUUUCGCCAACAGUCCCACGCAAUGGAUGGAUUCAGGGAUUCGAUAUUGACUGCACAAAUGACUUUUCGACCUGGUCCUGCUGAUGAAGGAUUCAUUAAUUCAGAAUGGUCAUUAAUGUUCAUGCUGCGAGUUGGUCUCAUUGGUUUGCAAUUACUAUCAGACACUUCGCAACCCAACAUAGUACUGAUUACGGAUGCGGUGUGUAAUGUGACGGAUAUACACGCUUUACAAAAAUUGAUGAUUCAAUUACGAAAUUACUCUAUCGCUUGUUCAUUUAUACAGAUUCAGAAAGACUGCAAUACAGACGCUGUGUUUGGACAUUUUUCAUCACCCGGAUUUUUUACAUUCCUUGCGAGGGGGACAUCAGGUGUCUACAUACCAGACGAACAUCAAAUCACGGCGGAUGAUGUUCUUAAUCUGAUUGAAAAUCAACCAUUUUUAUGCAAAAAUCUUCAGCUGUUGGAUGCAGCAAAUGAUUAUAUCAAAGAUCUAAUUCAUCAGAUUAAUCCAGAGUUCGUUGAACCAUACACAUGUGGUGUUGUUCGUCGAGUGCAUUACAGUAUGGAAUAUGAAUCAUGUUUGGAGUAUUUCUUACGUUUACGGCUUUAUGAGGGUUUUAUAUUGCGUGAUUUGAAAGUAUUAAAGAAAGGGGAAGAUCGGUCGAUAUUGGUGGAACUUAGUCUACCCUGGAAACCACAAGUGACAAUUGGUUAUAAAAUUUAUGCUCUUUAUGAAGAUCGUGCAAAAAGAGCAAAGUUGAAAAUAACGGUGAUAUGUGAAGCACAGUACGGCGUGGUACGAGAUCUGUUAUCCGAUCGUUGUUCCAUAAAUGUAACAAAGCAGACUUUUUCUGAUGCAUAUCGGCAUACCAUUUUGGAAUUGCUUGAAAAGGAUCGUAUGUUAAUUCACGUUCAUUCAUUCAACUCCUUCCCGGAUCUUUUUCGUCUUCCGCCCGAAGUAUUAAAAGAAAAGUCGCUCUUCCGCUAUGUUAUCAAAGAAAACAAAGCCGUACUGGCAAUAAGUACCAGAGAAUUGGAAACUUUGUGCCUACAAAAUGUUACCGCGGCAAAUUUCAUCGAGUUUUGGCGGAUUAUAAGUGAAUUUGAAGAGAAACAUUGGCAAAGUUGGUCACAGGUAUACACUUUUCGUGUAAUUCUUACGCAUGAUCAUCCUUUACCUCCACGGUUAUUCCUUUUCGAAGAGCCAAAUGUAAAAGUUACAUCGCAACUUGCAUUAACUAUACUCUAUGAUAUGCUCGCGCAAAUGACAACAUUUUCACUUGUUCAUGGACAGACUUAUGUAAAGUUUGUUGAAGGUAAUGAUGGUGAUGAUAUUCCGAAAUCAUUUUAUAUUGUCAAAUUAAGUUUGGAGACUCAAUUAGCCGUAAUCAAACUAGCAUUCCUCGAUGGUCUUACGGUUGCGUUCAGAGAUGAAGUGAUCAGAGAAUUUCGGGAAAAAUUCAGUUCAUUAUCUAUUGAACAAAGUUGUUUUUUCACUAAAAUGCUCGAGUUUGCUGAUGUUGGAGACGACUGUACUACAGUUGCCGAAACAAUGCAAUUGCCGGCACUGACUAUUAUUAAUCGUCCAUUGGAAAUUAUGCUUGCACGCUACAAGAAAAUUCCGCUUACAUUAAAUCGAAUUAUACGAUUGGAAAAAACCGAUGGAACAAAUCGUGACUUGAUAUUACACAAUUCACUUGCCAAAUAUUUUUGUUGCAGACGUUAUAUUUGGUAUUUGAAGAAGGCAUUUCCGCUAUCAUCAAUUGUGAACUGCACUUACGCGGAUUAUAUUCUUCAUACUAUUCUGCAGAGACGUCUGAAUGAAGGAUUUCAUAUAGUAUAUGGCGAUAAUGGGAUAAUUAAUCUUGUCAAACAUGUCGAUGGCAUGGAACAACAACUUCACUGUGGGUCAGCUUUGCUUCAGUAUAUCAUCUUUCCACCAACAGCUAUUCGACCAAUGCGAAUUAUGAAAGAACAUUUAGGAAAAGUGUCACCUUUAUCAAAAAUCGUUAAAUUACGUGGGGCUGAAGCGAAGAAAUCAGUUCCAGGUGAGAAUUCCACAUUGAAAAGUGAUCUCGAUUUACAGUUAAUGACGGAAAUGUGGUCAGAACCGCUUGCCGUCAUUGAUCAGCAAUAUGUUACACGAAGUGGAAUUAUUCAGCAGCAAGAUUUACCGUUUCUUACUUUAAAAUGUGUACUGUACGAAUGGAAGGAACAUUACUGA
Molecule: messenger RNA, 2946 nt
Organism: Cercopithifilaria johnstoni
Lineage: Eukaryota; Metazoa; Nematoda; Chromadorea; Rhabditida; Onchocercidae
Source: the annotation of a GenBank genome assembly